AUGCCCCGCAGCCCCGGGACGCGCCUCAAACCAGCCAAGUACAUCCCCGUGGCCACCGCCGCCGCGCUGCUGAUCGGCUCCAGCACCCUGUUCUUCGUGUUCACGUGCCCGUGGUUGACACGUGCUGUGUCCCCAGCCGUUCCCGUCUACAAUGGCAUCAUCUUCCUCUUCGUCCUGGCCAACUUCAGCAUGGCCACCUUCAUGGACCCUGGCGUCUUCCCCCGAGCGGAUGAGGACGAGGAUAAGGAGGACGACUUCCGAGCCCCGCUCUACAAGAACGUGGAUGUGCGGGGCAUCCAGGUCCGUAUGAAGUGGUGUGCCACCUGCCACUUCUACCGCCCACCGCGCUGCUCCCACUGCAGCGUCUGCGACAACUGCGUAGAGGACUUUGACCACCACUGCCCCUGGGUCAACAACUGCAUCGGGCGCCGCAACUACCGCUACUUCUUCCUGUUCCUGCUGUCCCUCAGCGCUCACAUGGUGGGCGUCGUCGCCUUCGGCCUGGUCUACGUGCUGAAUCACGCCGAGGGGCUGGGAGCCGCCCACACCACCAUCACCAUGGCUGUCAUGUGUGUGGCUGGCCUCUUCUUCAUCCCUGUCAUCGGCCUCACCGGCUUCCACGUGGUGCUGGUCACUCGGGGGCGCACUACCAAUGAGCAGGUGACGGGGAAGUUUCGUGGAGGCGUGAAUCCUUUCACCCGAGGCUGCUAUGGGAACGUGGAGCACGUGCUGUGCAGCCCCCUGGCUCCCCGGUAUGUGGUGGAGCCGCCCCGGCUGCCACUGGCUGCUCGCCUGAAGCCGCCCUUCCUUCGGCCCGAACUCCUGGAUCGAGCUCCUCCGCUCAAGGUCAAGCUUAGUGACAACGGGCUGAAGGCUGGCCUGGGCCGAAGCAAGUCUAAGGGCAGCCUGGACCGGCUGGAUGAGAAGCCACUGGACCUGGGGCCGCCACUGCCCCCCAAGUCGGAGGCUGGCUCAUUUGGCGGUGACCGGCAGACCCCACGCCCAGGCAGUGCUGAGAGCGCCCUGUCGGCCCAGAGGACCAGCCCCCCUACACCCGCCAUGUACAAGUUCCGGCCUGCCUUUCCCACAGGUCCCAAAGCGCCUUUCUGUGGCCCAAGCGAGCAGGUCUCAGGCCCCGACUCCCUGACUCUGGGGGAGGACAGCCUCCACAGCCUGGACUUCACGUCUGAGCCCAGCCUGGACCUCCCCGACUACCCCCCUGGUGGUCUGCACACCACCUACUCGCCUUCCCCUCCGCUCAGCGCUGCCGACACCUUCUCGGGGGCCUUGCGAUCCCUGAGCCUCAAGGCGGCAGGCCGGCGGGGCGGGGACCCCGUGGCCCUCCAGCCCCUGCGCUCUGAGGCGGGGAGCGGCUCCCACAGGUCUCCCCUGCGCCAGGGCCCCGCCUCCCCGCCCAGCACUCCCCGCUCGCCCUCCUACAUGGGCCCCAAAGCCGUUGCCUUCAUCCACUCGGACCUCCCGGAACCACCGCCCGCGCUGGCUGUGCAGAGGGACCACCCUCAGCUGAAGAACCCCCCAAGUAAGCUUAACGGGCAGUCCCCGGGCCUGGCCCGCCUGGGACCUGCCGCCGGCCCCCCAGGGCCCUCCACCAGCCCCGCCCGGCACACACUCGUUAAGAAGGUGUCUGGCGUGGGUGGGACCACGUACGAGAUCUCCGUGUGAGGAGUGACAGCCACCCAUCCGCUGUGGCACCACGGGGACCAGGACCCCCCAGCGGCUGCCCCCCACCCCCCGACUUCUCUGCCCCGACAGAGGAGGAGGCCCAGCAGGUGUGGACGCAUCAGCAGGAGGGAGAACCACGCCUCCACGUGUCUGUCCCUCGGUCUCCACCUGUCCAUCCACUUAUCUGCUCACCAGGGCGCGGCCAGGCCAGGGGCCACCAGCUCCAGGAUCUGUGUUGGUGCCCUUGCUCCCAUAGGCUGGGCCUCGAGGGUCACGGACUGCAUCUGCGUGGACUGCACCCAUGUCCCCCUGAUUGUCACCAGGCCAGCCCCCACCCAGGCCCUUUAUAGAAGGGUCACUGUGGCUCAGAAAUGGACAGAGGGGCCUGGGUCCCUGGCCAUCCUCCGGACUGAGGGCCCACCGCCGGGCUGACCCUAACCGGCCGCCUUUCAGGGACCCGCUGGAAACUUCUAGUGUGGUGAGGCCGCUGCUUCUGUGGGGAAGGCCAGCCCUGGCCCGUGGCCACCGGCUCCAGGGCGACUCUGGGUUUUGACAGGUGGAUGGACAGACGGACAGACUGCCAGCCGUGGGUGGGGUCCUGGCUCCAUGUGUCCCGUCUCGCCCAGCUGGUGGGCGUGUCCCCGUGUCUAUGCGCUGAGCUGCCAUGCCACGCCCCAUGUGUUCAAGCUCGGGGCCCUGCGGCCCCACUGCCGGGAAACGCGCUGUCAUUGAAGCCUUAACCUCUGCUUUAUGCUCUUGUGGUGGCACCGGGGGCAGGUGGGAGCAGGCACAGGCUGGACGCUGCGACAGGGGCCUCUGAGACCAGGAGUCCCUGCCCUGCCAAACGAGAUUCCCUACCCCAAGGCAUGCAGAGUCGGGGCGCCAGAGCCCCGGCGUCUGCGUGGGAAGCACAUGGGGAGGGGGUCAGAGCUCUGCCUGGCGCCAGGGACCCGAGAGUAAGCACACAGCAGCGUUUGCUUGCGUUGUGUCUGUUUUAUGUUUUUAUAUCUACAUCUAUAUAUCUAUAAUUUUAUUAAAAAAAGAAAAAGAGUCA
This is a messenger RNA of Myotis davidii, 2737 nucleotides long. RefSeq names its product zinc finger, DHHC-type containing 8 (gene ZDHHC8). NCBI's taxonomy places the organism in Eukaryota, Metazoa, Chordata, Mammalia, Chiroptera, Vespertilionidae. The record is from RefSeq and is a predicted model, not a curated record. The transcript has 12 exons. Gene Ontology annotation, biological process: protein palmitoylation. Gene Ontology annotation, molecular function: palmitoyltransferase activity. Bases 1 to 1683 code for a protein of 560 amino acids.